Lithohypha guttulata is the source of this 2856-nucleotide messenger RNA. RefSeq lists its product as uncharacterized. The transcript has 2 exons. NCBI's taxonomy places the organism in Eukaryota, Fungi, Ascomycota, Eurotiomycetes, Chaetothyriales, Trichomeriaceae. Gene Ontology annotation, cellular component: endoplasmic reticulum membrane. The record is from RefSeq and is a predicted model, not a curated record. The coding region runs from base 1 to 2856 and encodes 951 amino acids.
AUGCCGGCCUUCGACGACGGUGACCUCGAGUCAGAGGAGACUUCCCUAAAAGCACCACCUACUCCUCCGAACGAACCUGAAAGAUACGGACUUGCCAUAGAGGGUAUUGAGAGCUGCCUCAAGCGACCUGAGCCUGCCGUGGAGACGAAUGGCUGCAUUCAGACAGGCACAAGUACGCACGAUUCGAGAAGAGCAUUACACAUAUCCAAUGGCAACAACAACCAACGCUACAAAGAUACAUUAUCUGAUGCAAAACCCCUGUCGCCAGUAGUCCAUCAACCGACGCCCUACGACAGAAAUGGGCAUAUCGAUUCAGGCCAAACCAGCGGUAAGGGUUUCGAUUACAAGUCAUGGAGGUCAAACAGCGAGUUGGGCUUGUCACCAAAAGAGAGACGCGUUCAUAAAGACUCCUCAGCAGAGAAACCUGACAACUUUGCAGAAUGUUCAGGCCCGGCUUUCCUUGCAGUCCAUUCUCCAAGCUUUUCUGAACAGGCCACAGACACGGAUGGCUCACCAUAUCUGUCGAGCUCGUGGUUGCCUCCUGCUGGAGGCCGACUGAUGCAGCCGCGCAGCCCCUCAAUCAGUGAGGCCUCUGGCCAUCUUAGCCAGGCUACACAGCUAGAACUGAACAAGAGGCCCCGCAAUUUAACUAUUGAUGUGGGACAGGACAAACCAGCUCAUGGGCCAACUACUAUGUCCGAUCGACCUCGCGUGCCUAGGGCUUUGUCAACUCCUGCUAUGUUGAAAAGUCCAACGGCGCUUCCGCAAGAUUACAGAAAAUCAAGGGCAAGCUCUCGAACUGAGCAGGUCAAGCCAAGGACUCACUCCAACCCGCGACGUCAACUGCCCUCCCCUCUACCAGCUUCAAUCCCACUCCCACCCUUAUGGCUGUCAACGUAUCUGCAGCUAGAAUUGUCAUCACAACGGUCGUCCCAGAAUUAUGUUCACCGCUCUUCUGCCAAUGCAUUUCCUUACGAAUCAUCACGCGUCAAGAUCGAGCGCCUGCUCAAUUUCCUUUUCCUGCCUCAUCAACUCGAAGGUGUCAUGUGGUUUGGUGUUCUAGCAUGUCUUGAUUCGUGGUUGUACACUUUCACCAUUCUCCCCCUUCGCAUGGUCAAGUCUAUCUAUAUGCUAAGCGAAAGUUUUGGCAAGAACAUGCUGCGUGAAUGCCAGUUCGUGGCAGACUACGUGUACACCGGUAGUCAACGCAUGUAUCGAAGGCGCCGUACAAGGGAUAAAGUGGCUGGUGGUAAUCUGUCGAGAACAAGCUCUGAGAUGCAGGUCCCGCAAGAUACACUUGCCAAGAUCAAACCUCGGUCUGGAAAGCAUCAUCGAAGACUAAAGUCAAUGCCUUCUAAUCUACAGCCAGAUGACAAAGCUGACUUGAUAAAGGGUUUCUUGAUUAUGGCAACCUGUUAUGUACUCCUUACCCUCGACGCAAGCCGCAUGUAUCACUGGGUGCGAGGUCAAGCUGCCAUUAAACUCUACGUUAUCUACAACCUGCUCGAGGUUUGUGAUCGUCUUCUUUCAGCUAUUGGGCAAGACGUUCUUGAGUGUCUGUUCUCGCAAGAAGCGCUUGAGCGUAAGCCAGACGGUCAUAGCAAGAUACUACGACCCUUAUGGCUUUUCGCCCUGGCACUGGUAUACAGUGUCUUGCACUCCAUCGCCCUUUUCUACCAAGUCGUCACGUUGAACGUGGCUGUCAACUCUUACUCUAAUGCUUUAAUCACUCUGUUAAUGUCUAAUCAAUUUGUCGAGAUUAAGGGAACCGUCUUCAAGAAGUUCGAAAGGGAGAGUCUUUUCCAGGUUACUUGUGCCGACAUUGUCGAAAGGUUUCAGCUUUGGCAUAUGCUGAUGAUCAUCGCGUCACGCAAUAUUGUCGAGACUGGCGGCCUGGGUAUUGGCCUGCCAAACCUGUCCUCAGUCCCAGCUACCGCUACAACCUCUAACAACCCCAACAUCACACAAGCAGCGCCGCCUUUAUCUGCAGCCUCAAUACUGCCCAGGUCAUUUAUGAUUGUGCCUUCAAUGCUUGCAUCUGUCAGCUCGUACGUGCCGACAAUCACACACGUGCUUGGUCCUUUCGUUAUUGUGUUGGGAUCGGAGAUGUUGAUUGAUUGGCUGAAGCACGCCUAUAUCAACAAAUUCAACAAUGUGAAACCGGUCAUCUAUGGACGGUUCUUGGAUAUCCUGGCCAAGGAUUAUUACACGAACGCGUUUGGAGAGCAGAACCUGACCAAACGUCUUGGGCUACCUGUCAUACCUCUCAGUUGUCUCAUGAUUCGAGCUGGCUUUCAGACAUAUCAGAUGUUCGUGGCCUCCUGGGUCCCAGCACCAACAAGCAGUAAAUCUGCAACCUUGGCCAGCUUACAUGAACAGUUUUCACCUACUCAGACCAUGCCAACAUCUACAGCAGGUAUGCUUGUCAGGAAGAUGGACCAAUUUCUCAACCGAUUGCCGGCGGCGAUAUCUAGUCCUCAAGUCACGACCUACUUUACUACAACGCUCGUCGUUCUCCUGAUGUUCUUAGUACUCUUGAUCUGCAAACUCAUCCUUGGCAUGAGCCUCCUGGCGUAUUCAAGAGCUCGGUACCAAUCAAUGAAGCAUCGCGAGACGUCUGGCAAUCCGUCCUACCACAUUGACGACAGUCGACGAGUUGGUGGAUGGGGUGUUGUUGAAGUGGACGAUGACAAGCGUCGUGCUAUCUACGAGGAUGACGCUGCAGGACUGCAAGCACUCAGGAUAAGAGACACUAAAGACAAGGCCAGAAAGGAUUCUGAGAAGGAACGCGGUUACAGUGCCGAAGGCCUGGAGAAGGUCAAGCGCUAUGAGAUGGUUGCAAAACGCAUCUGGUAG